Messenger RNA from Colletotrichum graminicola M1.001, 2256 nucleotides. Its product is annotated as fungal specific transcription factor domain-containing protein. Bases 1 to 2256 code for a protein of 751 amino acids. The transcript has 4 exons. Gene Ontology annotation, molecular function: zinc ion binding; RNA polymerase II cis-regulatory region sequence-specific DNA binding; DNA-binding transcription factor activity, RNA polymerase II-specific. Lineage: Eukaryota; Fungi; Ascomycota; Sordariomycetes; Glomerellales; Glomerellaceae. Gene Ontology annotation, cellular component: nucleus. The record is from RefSeq and is a predicted model, not a curated record. Gene Ontology annotation, biological process: DNA-templated transcription; positive regulation of transcription from RNA polymerase II promoter by galactose.
AUGGCAUCAUCAAUCGACAACGGAUCAGACCAGACGACGACCCCCCCUGCUACCAAACGACGGCGAAUCGCCUUAGCAUGUACUGCUUGUCGUCUGCGCAAAACCAGAUGCGAUGGUGUACGCCCAUCGUGUGCAUCAUGUGUUUCUCUUCGAUUCCAGUGCCAGUAUGAGCCUGGGGAUUCCGUUGCCAACGUCAUCGUUCGCAAGGAAUACAUGUCGGAUUUGGAUUCGCGUGUUUCCGAUGUUGACUCGCGUGUUUCCAAUGUUGAGCAAAUGGUCCAACGACUAAACUAUGUUCUCGAAGGCCAUCUCUCUGCCUGCGCCGGGGAUGCUCGGUAUCGUCCUUCCGAAGGGUUGUCGACUUUGCAGUCGUUGUCGGCUUCGGAACAGACCAAGGAAGGCCUUCCGCAUGCGGCUGGUCUUGAGGAGCCGCAAGACGAGGAUGCUACAACUAACGGCAUGGCCAUGACCUUCAUAGAGGAGCACACCUCGGCUUUCUUUGGCGGCUCUUCCAACAUCAACUUCACACGUCUCCUCCUUGAUGCGGUGAAUCAUAUUCGCAGUUCUGCACGGCGAGCAGAGGUCACUGGACACCCAGGUCAUGCCCUCAACGAAAAGAACCUGGCCAAGGCCUCCCGGCCUUACGCAAACCCAGUUGCGGUAUCACCACCCGCAGCACCCAAAGCAAUGACUACUCUCCCAUCGGCCGAAGAGAUGGACCGCAUGCUCGACGUGUAUUUCAACACCGGCGGCAAAGUAUUCCCCUUCAUUCAUGAAGAAUCAAUGAGGGAAACCUAUGAGGAUUGCAAGGCGAACGGUUGGACGAGGGUCCGCAGGACGUUUUUGGGCAGCCUCAAUGUCAUAUUCGCCAUGACAUCGGCUUGGGACCGGGAUGCCAUUUCUUCGGCCCGAGAACGCCAGGAGAAGUCCAACGUCUUCCUCAAGAGAGCAAAAGAUCUCUGCGGCGAGCUGUCGAUGCAGGUCAUAAGCCUCGAGAACGUCCAGUAUCUCGUUCUUCUCGUCAUUCACUGUCAGGGCGUCCAACGUUCAACGCAGGCCUGGAAUUAUCACGGGGUCGUUGUCCGAUCAGCCAUGGCUCUGGGCCUUCACAGCGCCCAGGCUCGGAGGGGAUUUGACGAGUUACAGGCCGAGUAUGGUCGACGAACAUGGAUUGUGAUAUACUGCAUGGAUAAGGUUCUGAGUGUUGCCUUUGGACGGCCAGCCAUCAUCCCCGACGAGUACAUGGUGGACCAGCCGUCGCUAUCCGAGCUUGUCUUGCCAUCUCCUGACGGAUCACUCGACGGCGUUGAUGUUCCCGGCGAUUUUCUCGGCGUCUCCUUCCGGCUAUAUCAAAUCAUGAGCGGCUCUCUCAGACAGCAAUACGGCGGCAAUAUCGACAACUUCGAACCCGAGCCGGAUGACAUGGCGCCUCUGCAGGCUUCGGGUCAGUUCAAAAAGCAACUCCGGUUGUGGUCCACCAGCCUACCGCCGUACCUGCGGCUAUGCGAAUCCAAAUCGAAGACGCUCCUGGAUAACAGCGAGGUGAAUCGCCUUAGGGUCAUUCUUACGCUGAGAUACCACAACAUCAACAUCCUGAUUCACCGACCGCUCCUCAGCAACACCAUUCGACACCAUUUCGGCGGCGGUCAAACGUCCGUCGGCAGCCCAUCUUAUCUCAUCCAGCUUGCGAUGGGAGAGGCACACGAGUGCAUUCGCUCGGCGCAAAGCACCAUUGAGAUUGUGUAUGCCAUUCUCACUGCCGACCAAACGGGGAAUAACAACCUUGGCGUGGGCUACUACACACUUUAUUAUGUCUUCACAGCUUCUUUGGUCAUCCUUGGCCGGAUUCUCUGGACGCAGCAUGGGCCCGGCGGAGUAGACGAGACAUCCUUGGCGACUUGCAAGACUCUCUUGGGACAAGUGCAGAUCAUUCUUCAAAAGCUGGACCAUGACAACAGUCUGGUCUGCAGCUGUUCAAGAUACAUCAGCAACAUGUUGGAAGUAUGCACAGCUCAAGAUGCCACUGCCACGAUUCAGAACGAGGGGCCGGAUGAUCCUUCAACGAUAAUCGGCCCACGAUUCGAGCAUCAACCAACGUCUGCUUCUGCUCCGAAUCCUUUGGAAACGAUGAUGCAUCUCGGCAUAGGAGACAUGGAGAUGUUCCACCUCUAUUCAUCAGAGGUCUACGACCCACGCCUCUUUGAGGGCUUGGAUAGGCUAUAUCCAGUCGGCCACGGCCACGGCGAGGAAUACUGA